CGAGCGCUUGAUCAUGGACCGUGGCGACGUGCCGGGUGACGUGGUGCGGACGGAGGUUCUGUUCCGCACGCGACCUCCUACCAGCAAUGCCGCUGCUGUGACGGCAGCGCCUGGAUGGAGCAGUCCGUAUCCAACACUGCUGCCGAGGCACGUUCUGGAGACGGAUGUUUCGACGCCUCAAACCAACCGACUACGGCAGCAGAGCGUCGGCACUGCCACAACGCCAAUCCAGUCUGCAUCCAAAACCAACGUGCCCUCCAGUCGAGAAGACUUUCUUGCGCUGUAUCAAAAGAGCCCGAUGCCCAGAAUCCUAGUUGCGAGGCAGCAACGGCAGCAAACUCCACCACCGCCAAUGGCGACGUCAACUUCUGCAGCACCGUCCACAACACCGUCGACGCAAACCCCACGACGGAGAUAUAUCUUUCGCUCGAAUUUGACGGCAGCUGCAUCGCCACGCGCCCCAACAACGCCUUCAACGACUUCACUUGUAACCCGAGACCAACGGUCAACCACCUCCAUGCCACCAGCGAUACCGCCCACCCAUCUGCCCGAUAAACCGCAGAUCGAUUCCGCUCCACCGCCCCAAGCUCCCGUGCCAACAGCCGCCCAUCGACCACCGACGCCACUGCGCCACCUCGUCGUCGCUCCAUCGAAUUCGCACACUGCCCCAUUGUCGACCAUGCACUCUCCAGCAACUCAGACGAGCUUGUCGACCGUAACCAAGCUGACGGCGCGAUUCAGUCCGUUCCAUCGGUCAACAUCCGCGGCUGCAUCCACCCCUCCUGCAAAGGUUCGCCUCUCAUUUGAGGACCCGCCGCCAUCGUUUCCUGUUGCAAAACCCGCCGCGCAAACGGAAAACGUGGCCAAUGAUGCCACGAUGGCCGUCGCUGCGCCCAAGCGAGAUGCCAACGCGAAGGCUAACUCUAUUGACACAAAGAAUACAGCGGGCUCUCACCCAACGGACUCGACGUCAAAGAUGGCCAUCGCGCCGUCCAGCAUGGUGGCCACGGCACCGCUUCGGAAUGCACAGCCAACCAUCGGACGAACGCAAGUGCGGGAAUCGGUCUCGCCGCGCGCCCCCACGCCUCAGGAAACUCCACUACCAAAGAGAACGCUGUCCACCACAUCCCCGCUGAACGCCGCGGUACUUCCGACAACACCAUCGGUUGUGUGCUUCCAAGAAACAUCACAGCAACCUCUCGACAAUGCGGAGACAAAAUCAUCGACCCGAUGGAAUCGUACGGCACUCACCCCUGUCGAUCCCCAGCGACGUAGUGGAGUGGCCGCGACGUCGCGCGCGCUGGUUCCCGCAAGCCCAACAAGCAUGAAAACUGCUCGUGAAGAGCCUUCAAAUCGUUCCAUGUCAGAGCAUGUUUGUGCGGCGGGACUCGGCGUCGAUCGCUCUUUCGAUCACGCCACGUCUUCGUUGAAAACGUCGACACCUGGCAAGUUAAAACCCGACUCGAUGGCGGCAACUCCGUCGCGAGUGCUAGCAACGACGAAGCCACAAUUGCCGUCGAUGAAGAAGCGCGGGCCUGGCGCUGGAAGCGCAGUCUUGGUGAAGAAGCAGCGCCGCGUGCCGCCCACGGACGCUACCUCUGUCGGCGACGGCACAACACGUGAUCCAGAGGAAUCGCCACGAAGCACGGCAUGCGGUGGGGCGCCCCCACGGAAGCCUCGAGGCCGCAGCGCGCCAACUCGUUCGAGUCCCAAACUCUCGUCGACCCAUCGCGCAAACGAUGCACCGGUAGCACGUUGGACCAAGCGUACGAGUUCGGCAAAGGGACGUGCGAUACCACCUACCUCGCACCCGGGAGACGAAAGCGGUCAUGUGUCGUCGCAGGAUGAAGCCGUAGCAGAGAGCGAUGGCGCAAGACAGCACACCACAAAGCUCCUGGAGAUGGCGACGAAAGCCCCGGUGACGUCGAGAGGGGCUGACAAGGCGUCCCGAAAACGCAGCCGCGAUGCCACCGCCCGCCCUGGGGCUGCCGCGAAGAAGUCUACCACGACGUCGCUGGCCAAAUUUCUCUCGUUCGACGAUUCUGAGGACGAAGACGAGCGUGCGACAAAGGAGCCGCUCGACGCGUCGGCGCUCAAGACGGAUCGCCCCGUGCUGGCGCUGCGAAAAUGGACGGUGGUAUGGCCGCCGCCUUUGGACGGGCCCAGUGUAAAGUUGGUCGUGCAUGGCGACGUCGGCGCGGGCACGUGGGAAUCGCAUGCGGUGGAGCGCAUUCGGCGGCCACGGCUGUUUGUGUCGGACACUGGGCAACAUGUAUCGUUGGUCGGCGCGAUGGCGCGUCCGCGGCAGUCCAGCCUGCCAGCAAAGGUUGCCGACCACUUUGAGCAAGGGAUUCCGUCCGACUGGGUCAACAUGUUUCAUGCUGUCCUCGGCACGACCCCGCGCGUGAUCAAGACAAAGCGAUCCACUCGGGAAGCAUCGAUGGCCGCGACGGCUCGACCAGAGUCGGCGGCAGGCGGGUUUUCUCUGUUUCACAUGUUUUGCCCCGAGAGCGACGGGGACGAGGUCGCACCGAGGACAGCGUCCACGGAGGCGGUCGUGUCUGACGAAAGCAGCGCCAGUGACGUCGACCGAGCCGCCGCCGCCGCCAAGCAGAGGAAUCGCACGAACGCAGCGACGACCCUGCCGCGUAAACCAGCGUUGGCGAGCGCGGACGAGCCAGUGGAUGCGUCGGCGUCCGAUGCCGACGAAUUGGCAUCGCCAUGGAUGCCAACGCGGAAACCAACACCAUCCAAGGGUCUGUCUCAAGACGCAUCAUGGAGCAAAGAGUCGUCCGCUGCAAAACGAGCUCUGACAACUCGCAGCGGACGACGCACGUCGCCGGUAAAGGAAUGGUGGAAAGCCGCCAAGGCGAUACCUGCGGCGGCAACCUCCGAGUCCAAGGGAGUCGCCGGCACGUCGGUCUGGUCCAAGCGUCAGCUGGCAAGCUUAAAGCACGCUGUCCGGGUCGUCGACCCCAAGCACCCCCAAUACUGGCACAAGGUGGCGUCGUUGGUCGAUGGCAAGUCGAGUGCCGAGUGCCAAGAAAAGCAAUUUGAAAGCGUCGGCGCCAUGAAACACAAGUCGACGUCGAAAGCGAUUCCACCGACAAGACAACUCUCGAAACCGGGCACUCGGCGCUUCAAAAAGCAAGUGCGGCAGUUUGUCGCCGAGUUUGAAGCUGGACAUGCCGGCGACGACGAUGUGUGCGAUCUCAAGCGUCGGCCGCCGUCGGCCUCGACAUCCCGGUUGACCACACCCAAGUCCAUUCGAAAGUACAAGCGCCCGCCAGACCAUUUCGACGACGACUUGUCGUCUGAUGGCGCGGAGGCCGUGCUACUGCAGUCUGUCCCGCCAGCCCAACGGGACAAGCUCGACGCGUACAAGGACGGGCUCUUGAGCCAAACCCGAUCGGGCAGGACAAAGCUGCUGCUGCCGCCAUCGACACAAAAAUCCACAUGGGCGGCACACGACGACGACAUGUUUGAAUCGUCGGACACUGUUCGGGAAACCAUGCUUGCCCGCGGUGGCGCGCGGCGUCUCGAAGGCGUGCUCACGCCGCGUGGAAGCAUGCGCGUCCGCGUCGUCAAGAAGCGCCACUCGGACGACUCGUCCGUUGAGGACAGCGCGUCGUCCGAUGACAGCGAGGUCCUCGACGACGAGUGAAUCGUACGUGUGCAGACUGUGGAUGGAUGGCGUUGAAAGGCUGUGGAGAAUGAAAUUGCAAUCAUUGUGCUGUC
This is a messenger RNA of Aphanomyces invadans, 3738 nucleotides long. RefSeq lists its product as hypothetical. The transcript is spliced from 14 exons. The coding region runs from base 14 to 3664 and encodes 1216 amino acids. The record is from RefSeq and is a predicted model, not a curated record. Lineage: Eukaryota; Oomycota; Saprolegniomycetes; Saprolegniales; Verrucalvaceae.